UAUAUUGGGUUCAGAGGCCGCGAGCAAAGAACUGAGAUCCACGAGCUACAGUGGAACAAAGGAUAUAUCUUGCACCAGCUUGGUCAUAUCUUAAAUCUACAUGAGGAGGCUUUGCGCCCGGACAGAGACCAAUUCAUUUCGAUCAAUUAUGAAAAUAUAAUAGAAGAUGAAAGUUUAAAGAGAAAAUUUGAUAAGAUGGCAAGGGAAGAAUUCAAAUUUUUGGGACAGCCUUUUGAUCCAAACUCUAUAAUGAUGUGGCCUUACAAUGCGUUUAGAAAGCCAGGUUUGUCAGAUUACAGGGGAACUAUUUCAUCCAAAUCGAGCAAUGUACGAUUAAAAGACUCAUUUAAUACAAAACUGAGCGAUAGUGAUGUGGCAAGAAUUCGGGACUUGUACCAGUGUGUCGGAAAUCAGCAAAAUCCAAGAUUCCCCGUUGACGUUGUCUGUUCAUUUGAUGAUAAUGACUGCGGAUUUAAAGGACUGGGUGCGAAAAAAAGCUCUUGGAGGUGGAUUCCAUGGGACAGAGGAAGCAACCCAGACAUCGAAGCCUUGAACCCUUUUGGAAACCUGGUCUGGUCUUACAAUACGGCUGAAAAUUUCUUCAAUGGAAGGAUAGAGGAUCGCAUAUGGAGCGUCGGUUUUUCUGGAUUAAGCCCUCUAGAUAAAGAUCGUGGUCCAGAAGGAUGUAUAACUUUCAAAUAUUUAUUGACGAAGCGUUUUAGAGGACUUCACAGAAUAAAGUUGGUACAGGUGAACCUGUGGUCUCCUCUGGAUGCCACUAUUGUUACCUCGAAAUCCAUUUUCGAGUCGUCCGGGCAGCAAAUAUGGUACAUGGACACCAAAUUUCAGCCAUUAAUUCGUUACCGUUACUGGAUCCACCAAUCUGUCCGUGUGAACGUCGGAGGUCCAUUCAUGCUUUAUUUUGAAUCAAUAAAGGAAGCCGGCGGGAAGGGGACAUAUACCUUCAAAAUUGAUGACCUGGCGGUUCGUUACACGCCGUGUGAAGAAGCCUCCUGUUCUGACUCGAUUUUCAGGUGCUUUUCCGGAAAAUCGUCACGAACGUUAUCUCGGUCAUCUUCUACGGCAUCAAUUAGACCUCCCAAGAAAUAGAGGUCGAACGUUUGGUGCUACAUCAAAAGUAAAUAUGAACAGAAAUAAGAAGACGGAACGUAUCCACCCACCCUGCAACGGAUGGGCGUGGCUGCAAAUCUUGCCGGUAGUAUAUUCUCAAGCAACGUUUACUUGGAUUUUUUUAGAUAUAAUAACUUGCGACUAGUUCGUUACAUAAUUUAAUAAGACAAUCGGCAGCUAUAGCUAUUUACGUCGGAGUCCAGGAAAA
Bemisia tabaci is the source of this 1339-nucleotide messenger RNA. RefSeq lists its product as uncharacterized. Gene Ontology annotation, biological process: proteolysis. Lineage: Eukaryota; Metazoa; Arthropoda; Insecta; Hemiptera; Aleyrodidae. Gene Ontology annotation, molecular function: metalloendopeptidase activity; zinc ion binding. The record is from RefSeq and is a predicted model, not a curated record. Gene Ontology annotation, cellular component: membrane.